Rotaria sp. Silwood2 is the source of this 834-nucleotide messenger RNA. Lineage: Eukaryota; Metazoa; Rotifera; Eurotatoria; Philodinida; Philodinidae. The record is from the annotation of a GenBank genome assembly.
AUGUAUCGGAAUAUUUUUACAUUGAUUUACUAUAAAUUAAUCAGUAUAUUUUUCAUUAUAUCACCAAUCAUAAACACUAUUUAUUCUUCACAUUCACGUUCGGCUCUUUGUUUUCUCAUUCGACAACCUUCUUCCGAAACAGUUGAGUUUGCUCUUGAAUUAGCACAAAAUAUAUCAUCUAUAGAUGUAUUUAUUAUUGUUGACAAUAAUACUGUUAUUACUCUACCGACAUUAUCAUCUAAAGUUCAAUUUCUUCAAUUCAAUGACACUAUUGGUACAAAAUAUGGUUUUCAACAAGCUAAUGUUUUGGGCUCUGGCAAAAUUUGUUCAGCAUGGGAUAAAGCACUUUAUUACUUUUCAAGACAAUCUAAUUAUUAUUCAUUUGUAUGGUUUGUUGAAGAAGAUGUUUUUAUUCCUUCAAUUCAAGCAUUUCUUUCUUUACACGAACUUUAUUAUUCAUCCUAUGAUCUUGUUACUGCUGGUAUUAAAUAUAACAUAAACGGAAAUUUAACUAGUUGGCGUCAUUGGUAUUUGGCACCUGGGACAUUUGUUCUUCCAUGGGCUCAUGGAAUGGUAUGUGCUAUAGGUUGUAGUCGUCGAUUAUUAUUAGGUGUUAAUGAAUAUGUACAAUGGAGAGGCCAUCUAACAUUUAUUGAAUUCUUAUUUCAUACAUUAUCUAUUCAAGAUAAUAAUAUGAAAGUUGUAACACCAUUUGAAUUAGAUACAAUAAUUUAUCGAAACGAAUAUACAUUUGAACAGAUACAAGCAAGACCAAACAAUUGGUGGCAUCCAAUAAAAAAUUUUGAUCAACAAAGAGAAUGGCGAAAGUGGUAG